Ostertagia ostertagi is the source of this 462-nucleotide messenger RNA. The record is from the annotation of a GenBank genome assembly. NCBI's taxonomy places the organism in Eukaryota, Metazoa, Nematoda, Chromadorea, Rhabditida, Trichostrongylidae.
AUGCUUGCUACAGUGGUUCUUCUUGUGCUGAUCGAUGUUGCAUUCGCCUUUCAGUGUUCGCCAGACACCAUCUUGAGAAUGGCGACUGAUAAAAGAGUGAAACAGUUGGAAAGAGAAUGCCAUCUUGCAAAGACAGGCGAAGCAGAAUGUGAGACAAGAAACGAUGUAGAAAAGGCGUGGAAUGACUUCACAAAGCUUGAAGAUGAGUACAAGGAGGCGGUGAAAAAAUGCAGAGAGACUGCUUCAAAAUCAACAAGAAGUCGGCGAGCUCACCAAAAACGCCACUUAUCUCAUCGCAAGAUGACAGAAACAGUUGGAGAAAAGAUGCUUCCCGAAGGUGAGCGGUUCGGCGCACCUCAUCCGAUUCGCACAAAAAGGCAAGCCUGCAAAACGAAAGCGUCACAGGAGUUAAAUCAACUAGCACAGGACUUCAGCGCCCAUUGCGAGAGGGACAACAUGUAC